AAUUAAGUAAUUAAUAUAAUGUAAUCAAAUGCUCCUAUGUAAACUUUAUUUGGUACAAAAACUCCUUAAUCAAAUCCUUUUAACUCUGCAACUACUACUGCAAUGCCAUAAACAAAUAAUCUUUUUGGAAAUUUAUAACCAACACAACAAAAUAAUUUGUUAUUUGGAUAGAAUAAUUCUUAAGGUAUAUACUUAUAUUAAUUAAAAGGUGGAUUUACAUAAAAUACAAUGUUGGGAUAGCCACCUCAAAAUUAAGGAAUCUUUAAUUAACCAUAAGCAAUCCCAAAUUUAUUUGGUAAUAAUUCAACUGGAUUUGGAUAAUAAACAAAUUUGUUUACUACUCCUUAAUAAUAAUAAACAGGUUUAAUGCAGAAUGGACUUUAAUAUCAAUAAUAAAAUUAAAUUCAAACUUUUAUUAAUGAUUCAAAUGCUUUUAAAGAUAAAUAUAAUUAAGUGACAUAAAAGAUAAGUGAAAUUGAAAAAAGUUUUGCGAAUUAACCCUCAUAAAAUUAAUAGUGGUAAUAAAUGAUCUAACCUAUUUCACAAAUUAUUUUUCAAAUGGAUACCAAAUCUGUUCUUGAUACUUCUGAAUAACUUUUAGCUGGACAAAAAGAAUAAUCAAAAAAUCUUAAUGAAUACAUCUCUACUGUUGGAUUGGUUUAAAAAAUUACAGAAGAUGGAUUAGAAGUCUUAAAAAAAGAAGAGGCUUAAUGUAUAGAUUAUUAAAAAGCUUAAUAAACUAUGAAGGAAGCAUAUGAUUAAUUAUCAGGAACUGUUAGAAUUAAUCAAUAAUUUUCUGUUCCCUAAAAAUAUUAAGAAUAGUUAAUUCUUUAAUAACAUGAAUAAUUAGAUUUAUUGACCAAUGCUGUAGAUAAAAUGAUUAAAUAUUAUGAAAAAUAACCAAAUAUGGAUGUAGAUGAAGCAUUAUAAUAUAAAUUAAUGCAUUUAUAAACCUUAUCCAAUUAUUAAUGUAUGCUUUCAUCAAGAAUAAGAAAUAUCUAAGAAAAAAGUAUAGAUUUAUAUUUAAUUAGUAUCUACAUUUUAAACUAAAACAUAUUCUUAGAUCAUUCCAGAUAAAAAAAUUGAUGAAUUUUAUACAAUUGAUACACACAAAGACAUGCUAGAUUAAAUUAUUGCUGAAAAAAUAUGA
Messenger RNA from Paramecium sonneborni, 1150 nucleotides. NCBI's taxonomy places the organism in Eukaryota, Ciliophora, Oligohymenophorea, Peniculida, Parameciidae. The record is from the annotation of a GenBank genome assembly.